Rhagoletis pomonella (apple maggot) is the source of this 2251-nucleotide messenger RNA. Its product is annotated as protein phosphatase Slingshot-like. Gene Ontology annotation, cellular component: cytoplasm. The coding region runs from base 407 to 2251 and encodes 614 amino acids. The record is from RefSeq and is a predicted model, not a curated record. Gene Ontology annotation, biological process: protein dephosphorylation; negative regulation of actin filament polymerization; actin cytoskeleton organization. The transcript has 8 exons. NCBI's taxonomy places the organism in Eukaryota, Metazoa, Arthropoda, Insecta, Diptera, Tephritidae. Gene Ontology annotation, molecular function: actin binding; protein tyrosine/serine/threonine phosphatase activity.
CAUGAAAAAGUAACAUUUGCAAUGUGGCAGUGCGAGGAGCUUUUAACCACAUGUUGCAUGUUGUUAGGCACAUCUGCUAUUCUUUUGCAGAUUUUUGGCGAUCAAUAUUAGCUACGGAGAAUGUAGGAUCCCGACUGCUGCAACGGAAUUAAAACUAAUUCGUCCACUGGCCACUAGUAGGUUAACUUUUUUUAAUCUGAGGCCAAAGAAGUUUUUAUAAUUUUUUUCUUUAAAAACUUUUACAUAUUUCAAACCUGCAUAAUAUGAGUUAAAAUCUGAACAACCAUGUACAUAAUUUGAAUAAUAAUACAAAAAAUAUUAAUUUCCACAGGAGGGCGAGGCAGAUGAUGAUGAUGGCAACCGGCCAGAGAAGAGCGAAUGUUUUUUUGCAGGAAAAUCCGCUGCAAUGGGUCUUACCUUCAAGGAUAUUCCAGUUAAAACCAGCGAACGUCGGCCCAGUACAGAUUCGGCAAAAUCAACGAAUAGCACACAAAGUAAUAAUUCUGAUAUACAGCAACAUUUACAAUCAAUGAUUGAUCUACUUUAUCCUGAGGAAACCUUGAAGAUGGCAGUUAAAUUGGAGUCCCAACGACCGAAUCGCACAAGGUAUCUAGUGAUUGUAUCACGUUGUUGUUACCGCCCUACAACCACCGAUCGAAAGAAUAAAAUAAUGCGGCAUAAUUCGACUAAAGCAAGCAAUGCAAUAACAUCAGCAACCACUGUUACAAUGCGUCAAUCAUCAACAGAUAGCAUACAGCGAACGACACCACAACAACAGUCACAAACUGAAUCAAGUAGCGGUGGAGAGGAAUCAACAGAUGCUCAUGAGAAGCGCUUGUCGAGCGUAUCUUUGCCGGCGAAAGCAUCUCAACACCAGAGCUUCAAAAGCGACUCUGAUAAAAUGAACGCAUCGGGCGAUAGCAAGGUAUGUGAGGAUGGUGUCGAAGAAUCCUGUCUUUUGGGUAUCGAUUGCAAUGAACGCACCACAAUUGGCCUGGUUUUGCCAAUACUUGCCGAUACGACAAUACAUCUUGAUGGCGAUGGUGGCUUUAGCGUUUCAGUAUACGGUAAAACACACAUUUUUAAACCCGUUUCCGUGCAAGCCAUGUGGUCUGCAUUACAAACUUUACAUAAAGUAUCGCAAAAGGCUCGUGAGAAUAAUUUUUAUCCACGUGGUCCAUCGCACGAUUGGACUUCUUACUAUGAUAGUCACAUUGAGUCAGAACAAUCUUGCCUAAAUGAAUGGAAUGCAAUGGAUUCACUAGAAAGCCGACGCCCUCCAUCGCCAGAUGCCAUAAGAAACAAACCAACUGCGAAGGAGGAAACGGAAAGCACAAUCAAAAUGAAGCUAAAGGAAAUAAUGAUGUCGGUAGAUUUAGAUGAAGUGACUUCCAAAUACAUACGUGGUCGACUUGAAGAGCUUCUGGAUAUGGAUUUAGGCGAGUUUAAAUCGUUUAUCGAUGAGGAAAUGUUAACAAUACUAGGUCAAAUGGAUGCCCCAACAGAGAUAUUCGAUCACGUUUAUCUUGGUUCGGAAUGGAAUGCCAGUAAUUUGGAAGAGCUGCAAAAGAAUGGAAUACGCCAUAUUCUGAAUGUAACACGAGAGAUCGAUAAUUUUUUUCCUGGCGUCUUUGAUUAUUUCAAUGUGCGAGUUUAUGAUGAUGAAAAGACGAAUCUGUUAAAGCACUGGGACAACACAUUUCGUUACAUAACACGUGCCAAAUCGGAGGGCUCCAAAGUACUCGUUCACUGUAAAAUGGGUGUCAGCCGAUCAGCGUCGGUUGUAAUCGCCUAUGCUAUGAAGGCAUACAAUUGGGAAUUCAAACAUGCACUUCAACACGUUAAGGAACGCCGAAACUGCAUAAAGCCUAAUAAGAAUUUCCUUAAUCAGCUGGAGACUUACCGUGGCAUGUUGGAUGCAAUGAAGAAUAAGGAGAAACUGCAGCGCAGUAAAAGCGAAACGAAUUUGAAGAGCACAAAGGACGCGCGCCUGCUGCCAGGCAGUGAGCCAACGCCACUCAUACAGGCGCUCAACCAGUCCAAAUCAAAAUCAACCGGAGGACAGGAAGAUGUGACCUGUGGGGAUAGCGCAGUGGAAAGUGCCGACAGAAGCAUUAUAAGUACUAAAGGCGUGGGACGGUCUAAAACCCCAAUUGGCAAUGACGGUGGCGGCACGAAUGAAGCCAAGCAACGUAAUAUUACAGUUGAAAUGGUUGCCAUGUUUAAAAUUGUAUCGACGAAGUCCACAUAA